CAUUUUCUUUCUUCAAUUUCCGUGUUUCUCUCUUUCGAAUCUUGUUCAACGCGACCACCCCUUUUUUCACAUCUUUUUUUUUUAUGUAUUUUGAGGUCUUCAGUUCAUAGAUUACCAAAUCUGGGAGCGGAUCUUUAAUAUAUAUUGGGAUGAUCCUUUUUCUUUUUGUUUGAUUGGAAAUUGAAGAAAUUGUACCGAUAGAGAUAAAGAUGAGCAUAGAAAAAUCCAACAUACAAACCAAUCUGAUUUUUGCCCAUGAUGGGCAAUGUUUCUAUCCCCCGAGGGAGUCUGGAGACAGGGAAUAGAUUAAUCUUCCCCUCCCAAAAGCAGAUUUUUGAUUUGUUGCCAACUAUAAAACGAGUGGAACGGGUAAAGUCUAUGUCUCCUUGAGAAAUAUCUUUCCAAGGGCAUUGGUGAAAGCACCUAAUCACAAAAUUGGCAUCCCAUUCUUUGGAUUGAGGAUCUUUAAUGUAUAUAUUGAGAUCAUGAGAGUAGAAAGAUCCUUUUCUUUUUGUUUGGUUGGAAAUUGAAGAAAUUGUACCAAUAGAGAUAAAGAUGAGAAUAGAAAGAUCCAACAUACAAACUAAUCUGAUUUAUGCCAUAAAGUGUCAAAUUUCCUAGGAUAUAUCAUAAGCACUCAUCCAAUAGAGUUUGUUAUUCAAAAAGACCACACCCAUUCAUCAACCCAAACCCCCUCAUAUCUAGGCUUACACACCUGCCUCCAAACUCUCAAGUGGUCUCUCUUCCGUUCACCAAUACUUGAUCAAUGCAAGUCUCUUUGAAUUUUCUCAAUCCCAGAUGCAACAUCGGAUGGGAUCUUCAAGAUGGAAAGGCGAUAAAAGAAAUAUGAGCAAGGAAGGCCUGAAUUCCCCCAAGAGCAUCAUUGCCGAUGUUGCGGGAGAACUUUGUGUCAUGAACAUUCAUCAAAUCAAAUGGCUUUGCCACAAUUUGGUCUUCACACGUCUGUUAGAGUUUGCUCUGACUGUUUUAAUGACUCCUCCCGAUUGGGAAAAGUUGAUCCAGUGGCCUCUUUAGAUGGGAUUAAUUCUGUUGUGGAUUCAGUUGCAACACUGAACAUCAAUCCAAAUGUAGAUCUGAAGACUGGUGAACCAACUGCAGUGCAUAACCCUGUUUCAGGCAUUUCAGAUUGCAAGUGUGGGAUGCCUUUAUGCAUUUGUGAAGCUCCAGCUGCACCUGUAGAGACAGUUCCCUUGCAGAGGAAAACUAUUGCCAUCUCUACCACUCAUUUGAACCCAAAACCAAAAAAGACUGACUGCAAUCUGAAGAAUAGAGGUUCCACUUCAAACAGCAAGCAUGGGUUGGCUUCCAAUCUUGGGCAGGUAAGCAACAGUAGUUUGGAUAAACCUCAGAUGGAUUAUGAUGCUAAUGGGGAGGGUUUAAGAGAAGCUAUCAAAAAUAGUGACACUGCUGCAGUCAAGAAGCUUCUGAGUCAGGGUGUUGAUGCAAAUUACUGUGACAAGCAAGGAUUGUCCGUGCUACAUCUGGUAGAAUCUCUCUCACCCCAACCACCCCCCCACAAUGCGGCACUCUUUAAUCAAACUGAUAUAGCUUUUAUUCUCAUGGAAUCUGGAGCAAGUCUGGAGCACAAGAAUGCACAGGGAGAAACACCACUGGAUUGUGCUCCUGCUACGCUGCAAUACAAGAUGCGGAAGAAGAUGGAAGAAGGUGGGCAGAAGGGCUAAACCGAUGUCAGCUGAGAGAAGUGUUUUUGUACAGGGCUAACCCCAUCUCUCAUCUGUGAGAAGCAUUUCUCUUGUAUCCUAAGCUUGUGUGCGAACCUUUGUUUCUUUAUUUAAGAACAUUUCUCUUGAUUGGGUUCCAACUGCUGGGCUGCUGGACUGCUGGUCAGGUACACAAACACAUUUGCAGACACAGCAGUACAAGAAAUUCGUGGAGAAUGAAUGCCCACGCUAAAAGUUUGUUGUAAAGUACUCUUUUACAAAAAAUAUAAAAACGUUUUAGCUGGCUGUUAACCUUGGAGAAUAGUGGAACUGAAGUCAAAGAAGCCAACGCUGUGAGUUGUAAGCCCUAUUAGCCAAUUAAUAGUCGCCAAUUAUUGAAGUUCGCUUUUUGGCUGUAAAACGAUUGAAACAGAUGUAUCUUUUUUUUUUUUUUGUGCAUUGAAAGAGGUGGAAAAAUGUUACUCUCC
Messenger RNA from Vitis riparia (riverbank grape), 2170 nucleotides. RefSeq names its product FYVE and coiled-coil domain-containing protein 1. Lineage: Eukaryota; Viridiplantae; Streptophyta; Magnoliopsida; Vitales; Vitaceae. Gene Ontology annotation, molecular function: phosphatidylinositol-3-phosphate binding; metal ion binding; ubiquitin binding. Gene Ontology annotation, cellular component: ESCRT-0 complex. The record is from RefSeq and is a predicted model, not a curated record. Gene Ontology annotation, biological process: protein targeting to vacuole; protein transport to vacuole involved in ubiquitin-dependent protein catabolic process via the multivesicular body sorting pathway. The transcript has 10 exons. The coding region runs from base 933 to 1703 and encodes 256 amino acids.